AUGCUGUCCGCCGCGGUGCACGUCGCGACGACAGCAGCCUCGCCGCAGUUAGCGCAACUCCUCUCGCGCGCCACCGACCUGGAAACGAGCGGUGGGGACACGACGAGUGGGAUUCACGGACCGUUUCCGCUCUCGACGGACGGGUGGAGGGAGUGCGUCGCGGGAUGGGAGCAUGUGCAGAAGAAGUGGAAGUCGCUCGGGCUGAUCGCGCAUCCGUACCCAAAGUCGGCCCACGCGCACGUUCCCGCGUGUCGCGCGCUCGCGAUGCAGCCCGCGCUCCUCCGCGAGAUGCGGGCCGUCAUUGGAACAGAUGACCUGAUGCUCGCGACGAUGUCGGUGCUGGUCAAGGAGGUGGGGUGGGAGCACCGGUGGCACACGGACGUGGAGAACGCGAUCGACCGGACUCGCUGCAACGACACGAGCUGGACCGCGAAGCUGCACAAGCAGUGCAAGGUGUGCGAGGGCGGCGACUUCUCCUCGCUCUGGCGGCGCGGCGGCCAGCUCGCCAAGGUGGCUCGGAGGGAGGUGUCGCCGCACGCUGCUCUGGUGCAGCUGGCGGCCGCCGACACUCAGGCGUGGGCUUUCCGCGGCGCCACGUGGCACGCCUCCUUCAACAACGCAUCCAGCCGCAAGACGCGGACGGCGGUGCAGAUGCACUUCAUGCCGACGCGCUGCAAGUUCCGGUCUGACACCGGCCUCGAGAACGCGCCGGAGCUGCCUACGUCCGAGCGCCAGCGCCCGCCGGGCAUCGGGGCGGUGCUGCCGCCGGUGAUCCCUCUGCAGGGCAAGGCGUCGGCCACGCUGCGAGGCUCGGGCGAGGAGGCGACGCACAACAACUGGAUGUUCCCCGACGAGCCUGAGCCGGCCGUCGUCGACGCGACGUUCGACCGGACGCCGAAGCGCAAGAGAGACUGCGCCGCCGCGACCUUCGCGCCCGAGACGCCGCUCAAGUCGCUGGCGCACGACCUCAACGCGGGCGGGUGGGUGGACAAGCUGUGCAAGCUCAAGAGCGGCGUCGACGCGCGCGCGGGCAUCGUCGACAAGUCAAAGUGCAAGACGCACCAGCUGACCGGCCACUCGGCGGGUGCGCCAAUCAUGGAGUACCACACGUCGAAGCUGCGCAAGAACUUUGCCGCGCACGAGAUGCGGACCCACGAGGAGAUCGAGCUGGUCUACGCGGUCUACCUCGCGAUUCGCUUCCUCGGCAACCAGCCGGUGUCGGUGGAGGAGCGGGAGACGGACAGCGUGGUGGUGUGGCGCCGCUCCGACACGGCCGAGAGCGACCUCGCAGAGGCGGGCCACGACCAGCUCCUGCUGGCGACGAGGGGCGAGGUGCUCUACGGCGGCGCCGACGGCAAGAUGCGCACUCUCACCGCGCCAGGCACGCUCUUUGUUCCUGCCGGCGCACCUCUGACCCUCUCGCGCAAGAAGUACGGCGUUGACGAGAAGGGGCGGGCUCACCGCCCGCUCCCAGGAGGGGGGCGUGCUGGGGCGGCGCCGACCGCUGCUCCGGCAACGGCGAGCACGCAUCCUCCUGCAGCCUCCUGGUCCCAGCGGCUGGCGAACCUCGUGCUCGAGGCUAAGGCGCUGAGCCAGCACGUGCCCAUCCGCGGGCGGAAGGAUGCGGGGCUGUCGCCGGGCGCUCUGCGCAAGAAGUACGGCGUUCCACCUCUGAAGCCCUGA
Messenger RNA from Emiliania huxleyi CCMP1516, 1683 nucleotides. RefSeq lists its product as hypothetical. The transcript has 14 exons. Lineage: Eukaryota; Haptophyta; Isochrysidales; Noelaerhabdaceae. The coding region runs from base 1 to 1683 and encodes 560 amino acids. The record is from RefSeq and is a predicted model, not a curated record.